UGGAUGGGUUGGAAUGGUACAACCAAGACCUGCCAUGUAAUCUCUACCUGAAUGAAUGAGGAGAACUUGAUACCCUUCAGUAUUGGAAGGUGUUAUCCGAUCAACUCAUGAUGUUAUUGCUCCAAUUGUGUGUUCUUUCACUGGUCGGUUUAGGCCUGGGUGAAGAGGCCUCAUCGGAUUAUGAUGUCAAAACGGAGAUGGACCAACGGCUCGAUAAAUAUCGACAAGUGUGCAACAGCUACAACGACCCAAGAAAGCUGGAACAUUCCGCCCUUUUCGACUCGAAAAUUGUUGUCAGUAAACAUUACAAGAUCCCGUCGAGGAAAUUUGCCAUGUGUGUGCCACCCAAGGUGGGAUCUCAAUCGUGGCGAAAGCUUUUAGUGCUCCAAAGACAACGAGAUCAACAAGAAGAAACUAAGAAGGAGGAACAAUUGGAGUCCGAAAAUAAAACUGGAGAAGAGAAGGGUAGGAGUGAAAAAGAGAAAAUUCCGGACGAAACUGAUCCUUUACUGGCGUAUAGAGCCUCUUUCAGAGGGAUCCAAGUGAGACAUCCAUUGGAACGAAUUUUGUCUUCGUAAUUGUUCAUCUUCCUGGACAGCACUGUUCAUCGGGACCUCACAGAGAAGGUAAAAUCCAAGUGGCUAAACCAUAGGAAAGAUCCAUUAACCCCUGAAAAAGGCGAGAUUGGGGUGGAUCAUGGAGAUAUUCAGACGUUAACGUUCCGACAAUUUGUCAAUUUCCUCACCAAAUGUCCAAUGGAGCUUAACGAAUGCUCGGUCUUGGUCAAUGAGGGUCUGGCCCAACAUUGGGCUCCGUAUUGGAGUUGGUGUCAACCUUGUGCCCCAGGCUAUGAGUAUCAUUUCAUUGCCAAAUUGGAACAUUUCAACGAAGAUAAGAAGUACAUCUUUGACAAAGUCGGAUUUAACAACAGCAUUGAAGUCAUUCAGGAGAAUAAAACAAAGGCUGGCCACGCAUCAAAUCCAUUGGAGAAGGCCAGAUAUUAUGGCACAUUAACGUCCCAAGAGAUUUAUGAUCUGUACCUUAGGUACAAAUUAGAUCAUGAGCUCUUCGAUUACAGCCCUGAGGAAUACCUAAAGCUCGCCAAAGAUUACAACGCUUCCACCGAAUGAUAUUGCUAUUGUAAUCAACAUAAAUAUAAUUCUGUCAAGAAUCCUUACUCACAGCCUACACAAAAACCCUUCACACAACCUGCCGAUAGGAUGAGAAAGUUUGCAGCCCCAACUUUUUGUUUACAUUCAUUUUGGACGGCCCAAACUUUAUAAUUAACAAAUGGCCAAUCCUAAUCAGAGACGAAAGUUUAAUUGAAGCAUUGUUAUUCAAUUGUUUGAGCUACAUUGGCCAAAGUGAUCGGAAAAAGUUCGUUUCUAUCUCUCAACACUGGGAACCGUUCAAAGUUGGGCCAGGAAAGAAAGUAGAUUACGAUUGUUCUCACGGGACUUGUCCCGAAUUCCCUCGUUAAUUAACAUGCAAAUCAAUAAAUGGGAGUUACAAGGUGAGAACUCGACUGAGUGUCUGAGGGCAAAAAUAUGUUUUUCUCUUCAAUCUCCGGAAUAGGAACAACGAGGAGGAAAAGAACCCUCAAAAGAAUCUCAGAUUUACAACUUUGCUACAAGAGAGCAUAGCCAACAAUACGGCUAGUAAGUAGCCUUUCCUCGUAAAUUCACGGCAAUACAACUCUGAAAAUGAAGGUUAUCAACCUAGAAAUGAGAAAGGAUGCCUUUCCACGUAACCAAGCUCCUCUUCCUCGACCUUCUCGGCUUUCAAAAAGUGCUCUCAUCUCGAAAACCAAGAUAGGUCAAUACAGGGCUGGAUGAGCUCGCCAACUCUCUUCUUUGGUAUUCUAGAGUGGGUAUUAAUAUUUCAUUUUUGCUAAGAAGUUUGAGGAAAUUAUGA
Molecule: messenger RNA, 1914 nt
Organism: Tigriopus californicus
Lineage: Eukaryota; Metazoa; Arthropoda; Copepoda; Harpacticoida; Harpacticidae
Product: carbohydrate sulfotransferase 11-like
Exons: 4
Coding region: 756-1130 (124 amino acids)
Biological process (GO): carbohydrate biosynthetic process
Cellular component (GO): membrane
Molecular function (GO): sulfotransferase activity
Source: RefSeq, a predicted model, not a curated record